CAGAGUCAUCGCUCCCUCUCUCUCUCCUCCGUCUGAGUCUGAGCAGAUGGAGAAAAAUGUUAUUAGUUUGGGUCAUAGGAGGAAAACCAUGAUCAUAGCAGCGUGAAGAAGACAUCAGGGAGGAGGUAAAAAAUCUCGACUCAUUUUUGAGUCUUACUCGACUUCGAACAGAAACGACAAAUUCUGCUCAGAUUACAGCAGUUUGUUGCUGAAUUAGCUACGCACAGCGGACAUGUCAGAGAUGGAAGAAGGUGGAUCAGUCUCUUUAGUUUGUAUUAGAAAGGGUUUUGUUGAGAACUGAAGCAGAACUUUGGAGCAGAUGGUGUAAUCAUUUCUGAAGCAGCAGGAUGAACCCAAACUGGACCAACAGUCAGAGCUUCACCCUGAGCUGAGACGGAUUAAAGAACCUGCAGCUGUUUUACAGCAGCAUCUAGUGGCUGCUGCUAGAACUGCUAUUUCCGGCACCAGGCAUGGCUGACCCAUCAUCUACCAAGAACAAGCCCUACUCCUGGCUAGUAAUGGCCAUCAUCAUCACCAGCCUGCUUCUUCUGGACCUUCUCCUGGUUCAGCAAAGUCCUGCUCCAAAGAUGACAGGUGUGUGCAUCUCGGUGGUGGUGGGUGAUGUGAGUUUUUUCGUCAUCCUUCGGUACCUGGCGAUCUGGGUUGGGACAGAGGUCCAUAGUGCCAAGCGAGGCUACGCCAUGAUCCUCUGGUUCUUCUAUAUUUUUGUCCUGGAGUUGAAGGUUUACUUUGUUUACCAGAGCUUCAGGUCUCAGGAUUUGGAUGCUGAGUUGGGUUCAGAUGGAUCAAGGAGAUCUCUGACGCUGCUGUUGUGUAUUAGCUUACCCCUAAUGUUUGUAACACUAGCAGCUGUCGAUCAGUUGGAUUUUUUACAGCAGUAUAACAAAAGGGAGGAGAUGAGGAGCCGUUUGUUCUGGGUGGUGCUGGACCUCCUGGAUGUCGUGGAUGUUCAGGCCGAUCUGUGGGAGCUUCAGAGGGAACGUCUCCCUCUCUGGAUGGAAGGCGUGAUGUUCUUCUACUCCUACAUGGUCCUAUUGGUGCUGCCAUGUGUCUCCCUGGGGGAGAUCAGCAUGCAGGGUGUGCACAUCGCCCCCCACAGGAUGAUGCUUUACCAUGUCGUCAGCCUCAUCUCCAUCAACGUCAUCACCCUGCUGAUCCGCGGCGGGAACCUGCUGCUGUACAGCCACAUGUCUGGGAUAAUGGUGGGGAAGAACGGGAUCACCAUCCUUCUGAAGAGCUUCAGUUUGGUGGAGUUCAGGAAACACCAGCUCGCUCCUCCUACAAUUGAUCAAGGCGGUGAACUGAGGCAGGACGUUAUUGGAGAAGUUCAGGGAACCAGCAGGCGGCAGAUGGUAGUUCCUAGAGUGGUGAUCGAGGAUUUUACAACAAUACCUGAGGAGGAUGAAGAGGAGGGUGGGACCAAACGGGGAGAAGACAAUCAGAGAAAUCCAGCAGUGGAUCAACAACCUGAAGCUUCUACUGAUGUCCUGAUCCCUUUAAAUCUCAGUUUACUGAGAGUGGACUGAAGCGCAGAGAAUGAUUAAUUGUCAUUUCUUUCUGUUCAUUGGAAAGACUGAUAAUCUUCAUGUUCUCCACCUGGAUCCAGCAAGCUUCCAAAUAAACUUCCUAUGUGUGGCUGUAUAACUUAUGGACAUGCGUGUAAUAGAACUGAGCCGGUCCAGGUGUUUAUAAUCUUUUUCUUAGAGUCCUUUUAAUUUGUCCAUAUGUAGGUUUGGGGAUAAAGCCUGACUCCUCACUGGUCUGCAGCUCCACAGGUCAUAUUCGUUCCCUUUGCUCAGAUUGUCUCUUCCACAAGAGUCCCAAAGACAACUAAAAGCUAAGUGGACAUGGUGGCUAAUGUCAGCACCAGAUUCUACAAAACAGACAGAUCUGCAACAAUUCUCUUUUAGUUUGUAGGAAUAACUUGGAGAUGGCAGAGACCAGAAGAAUGAAGCAUCCGAAUAGAUGGGCUAUCCUACUAACUAAUAGCUCCUAAUCUUAAAAACCAAACCUGGCUAAAGGAUUCUUACCCUUA
Messenger RNA from Cyprinodon tularosa, 2056 nucleotides. Its product is annotated as transmembrane protein 121-like. The record is from RefSeq and is a predicted model, not a curated record. The coding region runs from base 471 to 1547 and encodes 358 amino acids. NCBI's taxonomy places the organism in Eukaryota, Metazoa, Chordata, Actinopteri, Cyprinodontiformes, Cyprinodontidae. The transcript has a single exon.